GGGCUCCUGUCACACCGGCUGGCGGGUUGUGGCGGUGCCAGCCCGCGUGAGCGAGUGUGUGCGCGUUGCCUGCGCCUGGGCGGGCGGACCCGGAGCAGUAGUGCGAUUCGCCCGGGAGGCGGCUCCGCAGAGGCGUCUCGCUCGCAGACGCCGAGGGGCCGCUUUGCAAACUUGCGGCGGGCUCCGCGCACCCGGGGACCCGCGGACGAAGGUGCGGGGCGCGGUGCACACGGAGGGCUGGGGCUGCGGGGCCGGGCCGCGCCUUUGCCCUUGGCCCGCGCCUUGGCGAGCUUCAUGCAGCCCCUGUGCUCGCCGCCGCCGCCGCAGCUGCCCCGGGCAGGUCCGGGACCCGAACCCCGCGCCCCAGCGCCUGAGCGUCUGCCGACCGGCGGCGGGAUGCUCCGUGUAGCCUGAGAGCGCCGCGUCCCGGCGCUAGAGGAGCCGGCUCCAGCCAGGCGCCCCGGGCAUCGCGAGGAGCCGUACGCCGCCGCCGGCGCCCGUCUUCCCGGCUCCGCUCGUAGGCCCCGGCUCCGCAAGCCCCGGAGUGCGGCGGGGCAGCCAGCCAGCCAGCCGCGCUCCUCGGCGGCAGGGGCAUGGAGGAGCGGCGGGCUCCGAGCCGCGCCCCGGAGUCCCUGAAACUUCCCAGCAGGCGCCCGGUCGCGCCUCUGCCGCUGCCGCCACCGCCACCUCACCUGCCGGCCUGAGAGCGGGACCAUGGAUGAAAGGUUCAACAAGUGGCUGCUGACGCCGGUGCUCACUCUCCUCUUCGUGGUCAUCAUGUACCAGUACGUGUCCCCUUCCUGCACCAGCUCCUGCACCAACUUCGGGGAGCAGCCCCGCGUCGGGGAGGCCCGCCCGCCCGCCGCCCCGAGUCCCGCCCGCCGGGCACAGGCGCCCCCAGAUGAGUGGGAGCGGAGACCCCAGCUGCCCCCACCACCCCGGGGACCACUCGAGGGGCCUCAAGGGGUCGCGGCUCCGGAGGAUGAGGAUGAGGAUCCGGGGGACCCCGGGGAGGAAGAAGAGGAAGAGGAGGAGGAGCCGGACCCCGAGGCGCCCGAAAACGGCUCCCUGCCCCGGUUCGUGCCGCGCUUCAACUUCACCCUGAAGGACCUGACCCGCUUCGUGGACUUCAACAUCAAAGGGCGCGACGUGAUAGUGUUCCUGCACAUCCAGAAGACCGGGGGCACCACGUUCGGCCGGCACCUGGUGAAGAACAUUCGUCUGGAGCAGCCCUGUAGCUGCAAAGCCGGCCAGAAAAAGUGCACCUGCCACAGGCCGGGCAAGAAGGAGACCUGGCUCUUCUCUCGCUUCUCCACCGGCUGGAGCUGCGGGCUGCAUGCCGACUGGACUGAGCUCACCAACUGCGUGCCGGCCAUCAUGGAGAAGAAGGAUUGUCCCCGCAACCACAGCCACACCAGGAAUUUCUACUAUAUCACUAUGUUGCGGGACCCAGUGUCACGUUACCUGAGUGAAUGGAAACAUGUUCAGAGAGGAGCCACAUGGAAAACCUCUCUCCACAUGUGUGAUGGAAGGAGCCCCACCCCGGAUGAGCUGCCUACUUGCUAUCCAGGGGAUGACUGGUCUGGGGUCAGCUUGCGGGAGUUCAUGGAUUGCAGCUACAACUUGGCCAACAACCGGCAGGUGCGCAUGCUUGCUGACCUCAGCCUGGUAGGCUGCUACAACUUGACUUUCAUGAAUGAGAGUGAGCGAAAUACUAUCCUGUUGCAGAGUGCUAAGAACAACCUGAAGAACAUGGCCUUCUUUGGGCUCACGGAAUUCCAGAGGAAGACACAGUUUCUCUUUGAGAGGACAUUCAACCUGAAGUUCAUCUCCCCUUUCACACAAUUCAACAUCACACGGGCUUCCAAUGUGGACAUCAAUGAGGGAGCCCGUCAGCACAUUGAGGAGCUGAAUUUCCUGGACAUGCAGCUUUAUGAAUAUGCAAAAGAUCUCUUCCAGCAACGGUACCACCACACCAAACAGCUAGAGCACCAGAGGGACCGCCAAAAGAGGCGUGAGGAGCGGAGGCUGCAGCGAGAACACAGAGCACAUCGAUGGCCCAAAGAGGAUGGGGCCACAGAGGGGACUGUCACAGAGGACUACAACAGCCAGGUGGUUAGAUGGUGACCCUCCGCCUGCUCCUUCUUCAUGAUGGGGAGAUAAGCAGGCACCUUGUCCUUCUGUUGGAAUACAUUGAAGAAGCUGGGUCAGGCUGAGGAUCUCUGGCUGUAUGUGACUUAAUUCAAAUGUCUGCUUCUUCUUCGUCUUCAUUUUCAAACCAACUGGAAAUUUUCCAUCUUAAUUUUUUUUCCUUUUCUAGACAUUUUCUGAUCACUGAUAUAAGUGGGGUGGAAAUGUAUUAAACAGACCACUUUAGGGGGUCAGAAGAGAGGCCUCAGAAAGGAGACAGUGUAUAGUAUCUUUGCCACUCACAGUGGGUCAGUUUGGGAACCUGAGGCCUGCAGAAGUACAUAGGAAAACCAAAACCACGGCUUGUAUGCUCUGCUGAAUUCAUCACACUGCAGCCAGUAGACCAUUGGUCUAUUUAGAGAAAGAGAGAAAGACCCUUCUGCCCUUAGAUGGCCCUUCUCACUCUGUGUUAAAUUUGGGAACUGUUCAAAUGAGGUUUAAAUCACGAAUAACAUGGUUUGUCUCUGCAGAUGGUUUUAAACAAAAUUACCAUAAUACUGACCAUAGCUAGAGACUCUUAGCCUACAAACGCUGAUAUCAGAGCCCUAAGCCACAGAUCCAUUCUGUCUUUUAGGGGAUAGGGAGUGAACACAAGAUAAGGUUGGUUAUGGCCUAAGAAGUUAACGCUGAUGGGACAUUUGGGGGAACACACUUACUUAGUAAUGACUAAGGAGAUUGCACUUGAUCAGCAUUAAUCCUUCAAGUAAAGAAUACAUUUUUAAAAACUAGGAGAAUGAGAGCAAAGAAAGCAGAAGAAAACCUCCAUUUCUAAACCAGCUUUAGAACCUUAGUUGUUACAUUAAAAGAAUGUCAGAUUCUUGCCUUUGUGGAGCAGACACAUUCUCAGCCAGGUUUGAAAUUCUGCUAUCACAAAAGAAAAGAUGUUUUCAAAAAUCUUGAGUUAGUGAACAGGAUCUGAACCAAUGAGGACACACAAUACAUUCCAGGUCAAUAUAUGAGUGAGGCCAGGAGCUGCAGCAUGGCAUCUAUCAGACAGUUACAUCAGUUCAGAAGGACACUGCACCUGACAUUUACAGGGUGCUUUAACCACUGUCUUCCCACAUGCCUGUUCUGUGGCUACAACCAGAGAACCAAGCUACAGCAUACAAAAGUGGACAAAAAAUAUGCUGCAUUGCCCUGGGUUUCUUGGUUUUACCCUUCCUAAGCCACAACAACAGACACUUCUGGAAAGGGAUAGGAAGGGGGGAGUUGAAAGCCUUUGCCUCACAUUCAGUGGAGGAGCAGAGUGAGUAGAAAGUUUUACGUGUUUGUAAGAUCAAUCCUUUCAAGCAGCUAAAGGCCAAAGGCUUGAGACCCAGAAAUCAGACUGGAACGCCUGUUUCACUGAUGUCCUGUGUGUUUGAUGUUUAAGCCAGCUUUACACAAGCCACUUCAGAAUGUUCUCUCUGGGGUCGAAAGGCCAUCAUCUCCUAAUGUUUAUGGAGGGACUGAUGCAAGGGAGCCUAGCAUCCUAGAUUCCAAUGGAGAAGUAGCUUUGAUGUUUCUCUCACUGUGCUUGGCAUCUAGUGUACUGAAUGAAAUGAUAUCAUUGGAUAUCAUGCAUGUUCUCAGAGAAGCCCCAUGCUAUACCUUGAAUAUAUGCAGCAUAACAAGGUGGAUAUUGCUAGUCCUCAUUAUAUAGCUGAGAAGAUGAAGCCCACAGAUGGGAUGAGGCUUCUUUGAAGAUUGUAAGGUAGACCUUGCUGGCCACAAAACACAAGAUAUAUAUUCACAUAGCACUUCCCACAUGGUGUAAAUCUUCCUGCCAAUCACAGAAGUAGCCAGAUGUUCUCACACGGAAGUGUUUGCUCCUGAUCCACAGAAGUGGCGUGAAGUGAUGAGACUACACUUGCAGUGAUCCUAUCCUGAGUCCUUCUCCCCCAGGGUGAGUUCCUCUCUCAUCCUUUUCUCACUAGUGAGCUGAAUGAUGGAAGACCUCUUUAGAAACCAUAAUUUUUGAGUUACACACAAAAGUAAAUUUAAAGUGGACAAUUAACUAAGGCCUUUUCAUUGGUAGAGAUGAAACCUCUCAAAAUAUCCAUGUGUCUCUUUAUGAUGAUUUGCUCCAGAGAAGGGAGGGAAAAGGGGAAGGGCAGAGGGAUGAGAAGAACACAUUCAGUCAUUGAGAUCUAAUGUUCUGCCAAAAAUGGAAACCUGAAAACUGUGCCUCUGUCAUCAACUGUGAUACAAAUAUACAUACAUGCAAUGCACACACACACACACACACACACACACACACACACACACCUCAUUGUUUUUUUCAAAUGGGAAAUCAAAAUAGACUAGAAAGUAUCAGAUUGAUUCUUUUAAACUCACUUUACAUUUUUGGCAAGGAAUCCUGGAGGCAGCCCCUGCUACCACCACAUUAUUCCUCUGGAAUCUUAGAGUUUAUAUCAGAAGGCUUUCCGCCUACUCAAGGCUGAGUAUAGGAUGCGUGGCCCUGCCUCCACUUGAAAACAGACAACAGGAUGAUGUGAGAAGAAGAAACCAUCUCUGUGUUGGCCCCAGGCUUGUGCUAAGUGAAUUGGAAAGAUUAGCAUGGGCUCCCUCACUCAUAGAGUUCCAUCUGGAAGCAUCACAGUUGUCAUAUCCCCAGGGUCCUGCUUGAUAGAAAUGGAGAGGUGGGAUAUAGUGCAGUCUCUGAAAACUGACUGCACAGCUCAAUGCUGGGGGAUGCUGCAGGAAGAGAUGCCAGUGGCAGGCACAGGAAGCUAAGGAUGCAUGGGAACUCAUCAGCCUUAAGGUCUCAAACCACAUCAACUCCAACUACAUAGACAGGAAAACAAUUCCUAGAUAACUCCACUUCUUGUGUACUCCUCCAAUUCCCAGGUGGGUAUUUUUUCCCUUCUCUUGGCAGUUGCAGCACAAGACAGUGGACUGGAGUAUAUAUGUGUUUGGGGUGUGUGUGUGUGUGUGUGUGUGUGUGUGUGUGUGUGUGUGUGUAGUGUGCCACACACAUUUUGUUCAUAUUUUGAUAUGGACUAAGACAGAUACUUUUUUGUCUCCUUCCUAGAAGCCUACUCUUGAUACUGGGGAAAACAAUUAAUAAUCCCACCAAUCAAUGUUGACAACACUUAAGAAAAAUUAUGAGUUACUGAAAAAUAUAAAGAUGUGUUUCUUUAUCAAAAACCUAAUCAACAAUUUGAACUAAAGAUCUUCAUUUGAUCAGACCAUUAACAUAAUAGUUUUAGAAGUCUGGAUGGAGAGGAGACUAAUCCUCUCUUACUGCUUCUUCAUUCUUAGACACAGCAUCUACCUCCUGGCCCAAAGUGUCUGCUAUAACCACAGCCACCUAAUUUUCCCUUAAGACAGUGAAGUGGUAGCCCAGGAAUCGUAGGUACUGCUUGCAGUCACGGGCCAUUGGCUGGAGUCUAGACAUCAGCCACUUCUCUUCUUGUUGCAGAGAAGACAAGAAAAUGUCUUAUUACUCAGUGCCGGGCGGGUGUCUUGAUAAGUGAGGGGAGCGCUACUGUUAAAGAAAUGGUGGAAAAUUAAUACUGAUAGGAAACUAUCAGUCCCCCAAACAAAAGGAAAUGGAAAAAAUGCCAAGUCCUUUUCAGUAUCAUUUAUUUUCUCAUCAAGUUUACAAAUGAUGAGAUUAAAAUUCACUCUGUCAGCGUUUAAAGAUUUUCAUAACAUUUUGUGUGGUAUCUCACUUGGCCUGCCUUACAUUCUUAUGUACUGACUGACAUUUCCAUUCUUUUACAUUUGAUCAUUUAGAAUGAAGAUUCAGAGAUGUUGGAAGAUUACACACACACACACACACACACACACACACACACACACACACACACUCCAGUUCUUAUUCAUUUGCAAGGAAGUUGCUCAGAGCCCAUGGUCUUUUGGCAUUGGAGUUUUUCCUACAACUAUAUUCUCCUUGGCAUCAGUAUUAGGACUGGGAAUUGCAAGAAUGGGAAAUCUAAAUCUUUAUUGAUUUCUGUCUUCCUUCAACUUGUUGUGGAGCUGCAGUGACCUAGAAAAUGCCAUGGACAGGUCCAGUAGACUCUCAGUUCUGCCCCCAGUGAAGGGGCCUCUUACUUGAACAAAAUGCUCAGGUAGAGAGUGGUACAAGGGAGUCAGAGAAAAGCACAGGAAUCCAGGGGAGACCUCAAAUACCUCUAGCUGGAUGUCGAUCCUAUUCUACCCUCAAACUACCCAACACGGAGGCUGAGGGGACAAGCUUACAACUCCAACGGGAUACACAACAUUCAAGAAAUUCAGAAUCAGUAGCUGCCUGUUAGGAAAGCUUAAGGGGUGAUCAAUAGGACCUCUGCUCAUAAAAUGCCUCCCUCCCUCUACUGUUCCCCAGGUCACUGGUAUUUUAUCAGCAGCAUAUUGUUAUAGUUAUUACAUAUUUUUAUGUGGUAUUCCUUUGCCCAUUGCUGGAGGAUGACAUGCUUGAAGCUGUAGUAAAUAAACAGCUUCACCCAAUCUAUCUGAUUCCUUCCCAGACAUGUCAUCUGGCUGAGAAGAGGGUCAAAUGGGGUCACAUGAGACAGAGAACUACAGGCAGCAGGGGCAGCUCUAGAAGAAAGUAGGGCCCAGAAGGACAGACCACUCAUCAGAUGGGAACUCAUCAGCCUUAAGGUCUCAAACCACAUCAACUCCAACUCCAGCAGAGACAGAUGGUUAAAAUACGUGCCAGUCAAUAGUGGAAUAUAAAAAAAUGGUGAAGACAUAGCUUUUGUCCUUAGGAUGAAAGGUAGCCCAGAAACAUGUGACUUAAUUCUUCUAGCCACUUAGAAAAGCACAAGAUGGGGCACACCCACAAGGCAGAAUUAGAGCCUCAGGUAGACCUGGGGUUUGAAGGCUAGGGAGGAGGAGUUGGACUAAACAGAGAGCUGUUUUUGACACAGGCAAGAACACUUGGGUGUGAUCACAGCUGUGGUUUUAGGUUUUCCUUUUCAAACAUUAUUGUGUGUCUGCUGGUCACCAGAACUUCAUCUGAAAGCCUCAAGGCUGGGUGGUGGGCUGGUUUAGGUGACCAACGCUACCCAGUUCAUGACUUCUGGGGAUCAUGCAGCUGUUCUUUUCUCUCAACACUUCUGGCUUCCCUUCUUACCCUGUUCUAUCUCUGCUGGACACUAGUCAGCUCUGUUCUCACCAUAUUCACCAGGACACAUCUGAGUGAGUUCUUGGAAACUCAAUGAGCCCUCCUAGGCAAGUAAGGGAAUUAUGGGUUUUGUCACCUGUUGGAUACAACAGCCGUGGACCUAUCUUUACCCUCUGUUGUCAGAACUGACCUCCCUGCAGCAAUGCUGAGAAUCCUGAUACCUGGCCUGUUGUGAACGUUAGAAUGCUUACAAGCCUCCGCACGUCUCUGCAAGGAUGAGGGGUAGCCUGAUUGAACACUGGAAUGCUGAAUUUGCAGACACUGACAUGAAGAUGUUUCUGGAGCCUGUCUUCUUCAAUAUCCACAGGACAGAUUGCAACUGUCUACCUUCAGUAAACUGAGGGUGGCUCUAUGAGAUCUACAUUCUGCCUCACUGUGGGAAAGGCCAGAGAUCAGGACUAAAAGUCCUCAGCUCUUGCUGGGAAACAAUGUCCUGACAAGCAGUUUUGUGUGACUUAGCCAUGAUCCUACACCUUUCAUCUCCUUGUCAUGCUUUGUUUAAAUCAUAUGACCAAGAAUUUUCUUCCAGAAGAACUUUCUGGGUUUUGCUUGCAUUUUGUUCUUCUUUUCUUAAUGUAUCAAAUCAAUGUUAGAAAAAUCUAAAUCUUUAUCUGGUGCCCCAUUCUAGAUGUAAGAUAGUAAUUCAAUAGAUGCAAAUUAUUUCUUCUAGGAGGUGUUUCUUCUUUUGUUUCUGUGCAGUAUGUAUGAACUUGGUUAUUAGGAGACUAUAUUGUGACAUUACCAACCUUUAUUGCUAUUUAAAAAGUGAUAGUUUGUAGAACUGAGAUUCCCAUUGAUGUGAAGCACAAAAUUUAAUGAAUAAGUUAACAUAUUAAACUGUUGUGAUGUCAAGAAUAA
Messenger RNA from Onychomys torridus (southern grasshopper mouse), 8161 nucleotides. It is a transcript of the gene Hs6st3, whose product is annotated as heparan sulfate 6-O-sulfotransferase 3. The transcript has 2 exons. The record is from RefSeq and is a predicted model, not a curated record. Bases 715 to 2127 code for a protein of 470 amino acids. Gene Ontology annotation, molecular function: heparan sulfate 6-sulfotransferase activity. Lineage: Eukaryota; Metazoa; Chordata; Mammalia; Rodentia; Cricetidae. Gene Ontology annotation, cellular component: membrane.